CAAACAUUUGGGAAUUUGGCGCCAAAUCAAGGCGACGGGAAAGCGAAACGAAAAUCAAAUUGGGAGACUUGGAACUUGGAAGCAGAUCACAGGAAAAUGAAUUCAAGAGGUCCGCCAGUUAGGGUUUUGGGGCAGCGAUCUAUAACUUCGACGCUCCUCUUUCGCACUUCGACUCCCAACCAGUCAGGCGUUUGUAAAGAGAACGCUAAGGUAAAAGUUCCCAACAAAGGCUCAGGCGUUUCGCUCUCGGACUUCCUCAAUCGUAAGCUGCACAGGAGUUCUGUCUUGCCAAGUUCAUCUCAGGGAAAGGAGGAGAAUCACUUCUUGUCACCCGUGGGACAUAAGGAUUUGAGUGGGUCAAAUGAAAGAAAAAAUGAGACUAAGAAAAGAGUUGAAGCAGAGGUGAAGCCUGUUCUUGAUGAAGUUUUUGAACAGUUCAAGUGGACCAGAAAAGUGGGCGAAGAUUGUAUUGGUUCAUGUGCCAUUGAUGAUGUUGGAAAUGCUGGCAUAGAUGAUAUCCAAAACCAAGCAUCCAGGAAAAGGAAAAGCCCAUUUUCAGGUGAAGAUGGGAAACAAUCUGCUCGAAAACAUUUGGUUGUUCUUGGAGGUGAUCCACAAACCACUCGUCCAAUAGCCAAGCGAAAAGAGAAAAAAGAGAGUUUAAUUGCAAACAAGAAACCAAAACAUCCUUUCAACCAUUAUGCAAAUGGAUGUGGCUGGUGGGACUGUAACAUGGAAGGUGUCGAUAAUGAAGAAGUAGGCUGCAGUGAAGUCUGGGAAGGGAUAGGUUCUGCCACAUUGGGGGAACUGGAGUGGAAUUGAUUUAAAUCAUCCUCCACAAGUAUCAUCGUUGAUUUAGCUUCUCAGUAUGUCUCCUUGUUUUGAGCUGGGAAAGCAAAAUAUUUCAGAAUCCACACACCCUCUUACAGAACCUGUGAAAAAAAAGGGGCUUUAAAGAUUAUAUUAGCAAAACCCUUUAUGCCAGUGAUGUGGCUUGUACAAGACAUUCUGCCAAUCAAUGCUUCCUUGCUAUCUUUUGCAAUUUAUUUGGUUGAUGGAUGAGAAUAUGUCUUAGAUGAGUCCAAUUGAACAACAGUCUGGGGAAUUAAAAUGUUGAAAGAAUUCUUAGGCACGACCAUCGUAUUGUGAAUUUAUAGUAUAUAUUUCUUCACGGAAAAUCGUAGGAUGUCUUGAACAAAUGAAGUUGAGAAGAUGAUGAUUCAGCUUUCUUUAAAAACUCCCUUUCCGCCUAAGGAAAAGUUAAAGAGCAAAAGUUGAGUUCUUCCAUUUUCUUCUGCUAACAGUAUGGGUUGUAUUAUUGUGAUAUGGGAUGCCACUGUUUUUUAAGGCUCAGAGUUUGGAGGUAAAUCCUAACUGGAUUGCGAUUGGAAGAGAGUGGACUUUUCAACAAGUCAAAUGCUUCAUGAUGUGUGUAUACGCUCCCUCCAGUGAACAGGAGAAGUCCGUGUUUCUGGUCUG
Messenger RNA from Diospyros lotus (date-plum), 1479 nucleotides. RefSeq lists its product as uncharacterized. Bases 97 to 822 code for a protein of 241 amino acids. The transcript has 5 exons. The record is from RefSeq and is a predicted model, not a curated record. Lineage: Eukaryota; Viridiplantae; Streptophyta; Magnoliopsida; Ericales; Ebenaceae.